Molecule: messenger RNA, 2107 nt
Organism: Xenopus tropicalis (tropical clawed frog)
Lineage: Eukaryota; Metazoa; Chordata; Amphibia; Anura; Pipidae
Gene: hacd3
Product: 3-hydroxyacyl-CoA dehydratase 3
Exons: 11
Coding region: 112-1200 (362 amino acids)
Biological process (GO): fatty acid biosynthetic process
Cellular component (GO): endoplasmic reticulum membrane
Molecular function (GO): very-long-chain (3R)-3-hydroxyacyl-CoA dehydratase activity
Source: RefSeq, a predicted model, not a curated record
UGGCUGCCGCUGUUUUCCAAGCUCCUCCUCUAGGUGGUGUUACGAGAGGCCGGCUGCACCUUCAGAUUGUUCUAGCAGCGGCAGCACCUGGAGAGAGAGAGAGAGGAACCCAUGGGCACCAGCGAAAUGAGCCUGACACCGCAUGUGUUCUGGGCACAAAGGCACCAUGAGCUGUACCUGCGGGUGGAGCUGAGCGAUGUGCAGAACCCAGACAUUACUAUCUCUGACAAUGUACUAAAUUUUAAAGCCCAAGGACAUGGAGCCAAAGGGGUUAAUUUAUACGAGUUUUCCUUGGAAUUCUUCGCACCUGUAAAGCCAAAGUUUAUACAGAGAUCAACACAGCGCCAGGUUGCAAUCACUGUAAAAAAGAGUGAGAAGCUUUGGUGGCCACGGCUGAUCAAACAGGAGCGCAAGCCUCGGUUCCUAGCUCCAGACUGUGACCGCUGGCUAGAUGAAUCAGAUGCGGAAAUGGAGCUUCGAGAAAAGGAAGAAGAAAGAAUAACGAAAAUAAGAACAGAAUCUAGAAAACGAGAAGACCCUUUCCUGUACCUGAAGCGUGGCUAUUUAUUUAUGUAUAACCUUGUGCAGUUCUUGGGAUUUUCCUGGAUUUUUGUUAAUAUGACGGUUCGGCUUUUCAUUCUUGGGCAAGACUCUUUUUAUGAUACAUUUAAUAGCAUGGGUGAUAUGAUGUAUUUCUGUCAGACUCUGGCUCUUUUGGAGAUUAUAAAUCCCUUAAUUGGAUUGGUGAAAACAGGAGUUGCACCGGCAUUGAUCCAGGUUCUGGGUAGGAAUUUCAUUCUCUUUUUCAUCCUCGGGCAACUGGAUGAAAUGCAGACAAAAGCUAUAGUCUUCUUCAUAUUCUACCUGUGGAGUUCCAUAGAGAUUUUCAGGUACCCAUUCUACAUGCUGGCCUGCCUAGACACUGAGUGGAAGCUGCUAACAUGGAUCAGAUACACAAUUUGGAUCCCACUUUACCCCCUUGGAGCACUGGCAGAGGCUGCAUCCAUUAUCCAGGCAAUCCCCAUCUUUAAUGAGACAGGAAGAUUUAGCCUUCGGCUGCCUCUUGAAUUUACUGUCAGCUUCUCUGUGUUUCUUGUUGUCUACCUGGUUCUGUUAUUCCUUGGACUUGGCAUCAAUUUACGGCAUUUACUUAAACAGCGACGUCGGCGUUUGGGCAGCAGGAAAAGGAAAAUGCAAUAAACGGCCUACAGUAUGUUCCCUGCACUGGAUAAUGCAAAUAUCACGAGGACAUAACCAGUGGUGUCUCUAAGAACUUGCAGUUUAAUUCUUCAUUCCAUCCUACUCUCACAUUCCUCUCCUUUCCCCCUCACCUGCACUAUAUUCCUCCUUUCAAUCCCACCUUUCAUGUCUUCACAACACUUAAACCGGUGUCAGGAUCUUCAGCAAAACCCUUGCUCCUUCAGGGCUGUCAUUUAGGUGUUUUGCAGCCAUAGCAUUAGCUUACAGUAGAGGCCACUCUAACAGACACAUAGCUGCAGUCAGUAUUCUCAUUGGCUGAGGCCAUAGCUCAGGGCAGGGGUGGUCACAGAGGUCAUUUUCUUUUAAUCAUUCUGACAGAUGAAACUUGGUAGAUAUACGGUUCAUUUUUUUAUGGGUGCAGAAGAGCUGAAGCUUAUAUCACAAGUGGACAUUUGUAGAGCCAGUAGCUUACUAUGGUAGCAAUAUAGGGUCUCUUGUUUUGAUGCUACACAGUUAACUGUACUUUUAGAGUCUUACUCACAUCUUGUUAGCUUAUACUUUGGAUGAGCUGCAUCCAAUUGUCCAAUCAUGCAUUUUUUUUGUCAACGACACAACUGACUUGCCACCAAACUGUUACAUUUCCCUACUGAAUAUUAGGUAACUUCCUGCUGCUUUGCCAUUACUAGCCCCAAGGAAAGGAAGGAGCAGAAAUUCUACUGUUUCCAUUGGACAAAUCAGAAAUACUGUCCACCUUACAGGGGGAUAAAAGCCUCACGAUGAGUCCUGGAAUGUUUUUAUUAGCAAAAAAAAAAAAAACCCAAAACAUUUCUCAUUCUUUUUAAAAUAAUGCAUAUGACUUUGUCUGCGUUUUAAUUAAUUUUUUCCACCAAGAAUAAUAAAAAGGUUU